Drosophila erecta is the source of this 2283-nucleotide messenger RNA. It is a transcript of the gene Rsph4a, whose product is annotated as radial spoke head protein 6 homolog A. The coding region runs from base 94 to 2223 and encodes 709 amino acids. Gene Ontology annotation, biological process: axoneme assembly; cilium assembly; cilium movement involved in cell motility. The transcript has 4 exons. The record is from RefSeq and is a predicted model, not a curated record. Gene Ontology annotation, cellular component: axoneme; radial spoke. NCBI's taxonomy places the organism in Eukaryota, Metazoa, Arthropoda, Insecta, Diptera, Drosophilidae.
UCAAAGCCUUAUACCUACAAUUAUUAGGUUUACCCAAGCCAAACAACACUUGUUUUUAAGAAUUGUAGAUCAGAGCUCCACUAUCACAUCGCGAUGGACCUGGAUUCCUGCCAAAAUUUCUCAUUAGACUCCACGAGUAGCUCGCACUUUGUUCCUCCGCCAGUUUGCGUUCCCAGAAGGAAGAAGCCGGAGAAGCCUCCAGUUGAGGAGGCAUCUCCCGAAUGCUCCAACGUGAUCACAUCGACAUCCUCGUCCUCGACAACCACCAUAUCCAUAGGCGCCUUUGAUUCGCAAUGCAACCUCCACAAUGCCCGCAAUCCCGAGGCCCCGAAUAUUGGCUAUGAGUUGAAUGUGGCCAAGUCCAUAUUGCAGAAGUACAGCACUCUCAGUGGGGACAACCUGUUCGAUCAUCUUAGUGAUAUCAUAAAGAGGGUGAUUGACGAACGUCCUCCCAAUGUGAUAGACUUCUUCGAGGAGUUCAGCCGAAAUGUUCGCGAACAGAAGUUUCACUUGCCAGAACGCUUUCCGCCCAGUGGGGUGUUCGAUGAGGUGCGCAGCUUCCGGGUGGCCAAGAAAAUUCUCCAAUCCAUGAAGCUGCCGUACAUCGUCGAAGGCGAGGAUCUGAUGGGCGAAGACUUGUCCGUUGAGGAUUUGAGGACGAACGAGGAACUGCGCAUCGUCAUCGACGAUUCCAUGCGCUACUUCGUCACUUUCAACGAACGAGUCCAGCAACUGCAGUUCUACUGGACACAGUGCGGUUUUAGCAUCAGCAACGACGACAUCUUCCAGCUGGCCAGCGCCAUGAACCGGCUCCAGACCCAUCCCUCGAUCAUGCAGUGCAGAUUCUGGGGCUGCAUCAACGGGCUGAAGGCCUCCUACUACAUAGUGGAGGCUUCGCUGACGCGCGAGGAAAUCGCCUCUCGCUUGGUCAUGAUGGAGGAUGAGAUCCGCCAGAAACAGAUUCCCUUCCAGAUGCGCAAUGACAGGGAGGAUAAGCCCCCGCCGCCACAUAUUGGACCGGAGCUCACGCCGGGCAUCUAUGGCUGGGAGGAUUUUCCGCCCGAGGAGCUGGAGAAGAUGAGGCCCAAGGCUGCGCCCGUUCCCUUGGUGGAGGAAAUGGAGUUCUACGACAUUCCACCGGAGUUCAUUGGCAAGGGGUGCAAUAGGUACACCUAUUUCGUUGUGAAUUCGCUCUUUGACGACUGGAUCGAGCUCCCCAUAGUGACUCCUCGACAGAUUGUCGUGUCACGGCAGAUCAAGAAGUUUCUAACAGGCGAUCUGGAGGCGGAUGUCAUUUCCUACCCCUGCUUUCCUGGAAAGGAGAAACAUUACCUGCGGGCCCUGAUAGGUCGCAUCACCGCGGGUACCUACAUUGCUCCUAUGGGCUACUACAGGCGGAUGACCAAGAAGGAGAAGCGGAUGUUCGAUGGCGAGGAAGAGGACGAGGGUGAGGAGGAAGAGGAGGAAGAAGAGGAGGAGGAGUUCAACGAAGGCGAGGAGGAGCAAAUAGAAGAUAACGAUGUAAUGCUCCUGAAAAACGAGAAGUACGAGGUAGAACCCCUGGGAUCUCUGGUCACUCCAGUGGCCUGGGUGCAUGUCAGGUCGAAUAUUCUCAACCAACAAGGCCGCGUUGUCUGGUACGACGAGGAGAAGGCCCGCAAGGAGCGGGAAAAGGCAUUGGCCCUGUACCUGAAAAUGCAGAUGAUGGGCGAGAUGGAAGAGGAGGUGGAGGAGGAGGAGGAAGAGGAGGAAGGCGAGGAGGAGGGCGAGGAAGAGGGCAUGAUCGAGGGCUUCAAUCAACCCGAGUUAGGUCCCAGCAUCCUCUCCUCCUGCGCUAAUGACAUGAACCCCGAGAUUCCCGUUGCCUGGCUCGCCCGCAUGACCAGCAAGUAUACGAAUCAGAAGGAGCGAAUGCUCGUGAUGCAGUCGAACAUCUGGCCGGGCGCCUACACAUUCAUCUUUGAGAAGACUUGCGAAUCCAUAUACUUGGGCUGGGGCCACAAGUACUACGCCCGCAACAUUCCAUUCAAGCACUUGCCGAUAGUGCAGGAGGAGUUCCCCCACAACCCAGAGGACUUCAUCGAGGCCAAUGAUCCGACUGUCGAGGAUGAGGAAGCGUACAAGGCUUGGCUCCUCAGGAAGCAGCAGAAGGCCGAGUAUGUGGCUGAAGAUAUCGAAGAUUACGAUGAUGACGAGUUCGCCGAUCAGUAUGACGAUGACUGAAUUGAAUUAAAUUGAUUGUUUUUUGUUCCCUUUGAAGUUCUGCAAUAAAAUGUAUUAGCU